Molecule: messenger RNA, 2784 nt
Organism: Xiphophorus maculatus (southern platyfish)
Lineage: Eukaryota; Metazoa; Chordata; Actinopteri; Cyprinodontiformes; Poeciliidae
Gene: hnrnpd
Product: heterogeneous nuclear ribonucleoprotein D
Exons: 7
Coding region: 335-1291 (318 amino acids)
Biological process (GO): regulation of gene expression
Cellular component (GO): nucleoplasm
Molecular function (GO): RNA binding
Source: RefSeq, a predicted model, not a curated record
CGUGUUUCGAAAGCGCAGAAGGAGUCACUGCGAUGAAAACAAAACGACGCUCAGAAAUUAACCCUUAAAUUUAUUGUUUUUAAAAACUCUAUCUCUUUCCUUCUGAAACGCAAUCCGUUUAUUUGACUUUAGCUUGUAAUAGAUUUUUUUCAAGCCGACUUUGAACGCCUGAUACGGACCAGCUUUUUCCCUUUAAACACACUUGAUAAUAAAUUGCCUAUCUAGCCUCUAGCUGUCAGCUUUACCGUUAGCUUAGCUCCUUCUCGCAUUGGAUUGUUUUGUGUUCCUUCCUGGAGCCCCUUUCGUUGGAAGCAGGUGCUGAUAAAUUUGAGACAUGUCGGAAGAUUAUGAAUUCAGCGAAGACCCGAGCAUGAUGAGAAUGGAGGAGGAUGGGGAGAGCAACUGUGACGAUCCCAUGUCCGCCUCUGGGGACUGUGGCCUGAUGAUGGGAGGAGAGGCCGACGGAUCGAAGAUUGACGCUAGUAAAAAUGAGGAGGAUGAAGGGAAGAUGUUUGUUGGAGGGCUCAGCUGGGACACGACCAAGAAGGACCUGAAGGAUUACUUCACAAAGUUCGGGGAGGUGGUGGACUGCACGUUAAAACUGGACCCUAUGACCGGGCGCUCGCGGGGCUUCGGCUUCGUGCUCUUUAAAAAUCCGGAAAGCGUUGAAAAGGUUGCCUCACAGAAGGAACACAAACUCAACGGGAAAGUGAUUGAUCCCAAAAAAGCAAAGGCCAUGAAGAGCAAGGAGCCUGUGAAGAAGAUCUUUGUAGGUGGGCUGUCCCCAGACACGCCCGAAGAGAAAGUCAGAGAGUAUUUCGGUGCCUUUGGAGAGGUGGAGUCCAUCGAGCUUCCCAUGGAGACCAAAACGAACAAGCGGCGGGGCUUCUGCUUCAUCACCUUCCAGGAGGAGGAACCAGUGAAGAUGAUCAUGGAGAAAAAGUACCACAAUAUCGGGCUCAGCAAGUGUGAGGUGAAGGUGGCCGUGUCCAAGGAGCAGUACCAGCAGCAGCAGUACUGGGGAGGCAGAGGAGGAUACUCGUCCAGGUCUCGAGGGAGAGGUGGGGGUCCCAACCAAAGCUGGAACCAGGGUUAUGGUAACUACUGGAAUCAGGGAUAUGGGAAUUAUGGAAAUUAUGGUUACGGCAAUCAAGGAUAUGGUGGCUAUGGAGGCUAUGAUUACUCUGGUUACAACAAUUAUUAUGGAUAUACUGACUACAACAAUCAGUCUGGUGGAUAUGGGAAGUCACCACGGCGUGGUGGCCACACCAACAGUUACAAACCGUAUUAAAGGGACAAACCCUCCACCUCCAAGGAGGUACGUACCACCAACCACAUACUAAGCACCGUUAAAAAACAUCAAUUAGCUUUUUUUUUUUUUUUUUUUAACUUUGGUGUUUUUAUAAUAUUUGUGUAAUUCUGUUGUUCUUUCUCGUUUUUUUCUUAAGUGCUUUACAGUAGUGGUAACGUAAAAAGGUUCUUGUGACAAUAAUUUUAAGAGCAGCCGAGUCUUCCGCUGCCUCUUUUUUUUUUUUUUUUUUUUUGCAAUCUUCUCUUUGUUGUUGUUGUUUUUCUUCGUUUUAAACCGUAAAGUUAACAGGUAAACUACUGCUACUACAGUAAAUGGAUGCCAAAGUUAAGGAUGUGCAAAAGGAAAACAGAAAAAGGAAAAAAAAAAAAAAAGAAAAAAAAGAAAGAGUGUGUUGUGUCCUAACUCUGACAUACCUUGUUUGUACCUGCCAGCGGAGCUUCCUUGCAGGCCAUGAGCUGACUCCCAGAUACUCUCAGGGCCCGCUCAAUGCGGACCGGGUAUGAGAAGCAUACGCUCUCGAAUGCUGCCGUUUGGUAUGGUCUUACAACAUCCUGUAUCCGCAUUUCUAAUCUAAAAAAAAAAAACAAUUAAGGGACACGUCCAGCUUUGUCAUCUUUCUUUCCAUUCGUUUCCUUCAUUUAUUUUAUAAAUAUAUAUCUAUCUAUACUUUUUCUGCGACUGUCUUUUGUAAUGUAAGAAUUUAAAAAUCUACACAUGUAAUUGUGGUUUUUUCACAGGCCCUUACUCCCCCACAAGUAACGAUUGAUAACGUAUGAAUAAAUAACGAUUUGCUUUCCUAAAGGAUACAUUCGUCAUUCUCUGGAUUUUCCAGUUCCUAAUGUUAACAUAUGUAUUUUUUUUUAAAAAAAUGCUUGUUUCUUUAUUUAGCUAAAGUAGUCCAUGAGCUUAAGCCUGGUUUGGACUCUACUGUGUUGGGGGAUAAAGUGCUUUUAAUUUGUGUAAAUGUAUUGUUCUUGUUUUUGUUUUACUGACAGCGAUGGAAAAGACUCCUCUUUUUGUUAAUUUUCCCUGUAACACAUUUUCUUCUUAUAUCCAUUGAUUAAAAAAAACACACACACACACACACACGCCCACACACACACACACACACACUCAAUCAAAAUGUCACCACAAUUCCAGAAAUUUGCAUGUAAUGCUCACCAUAAUGUUGUAUCUUUUGACCGAUAUGAACGUAUUUUUAAUUUUAUUUUUCCCAUUUAGUAUUUUGACUUCUCCGUCAGGAUCCCUAGUUUAAUCUAUACACAUUUUAAAGCUGUAAAACUGUAAAGAAAAAAUAAUUGCUUUUAUCACGUAGGCCGUUUAAAAACAGGGGAUUCCUGUCUUUCUUUAGUAGCUGAAGACAUGUCGCUCAUCCACGGCUGACUUGUUCCUGUUUGUUUCCCGCAGGCUCCGGAGGCGAACGCAUCGGCCACAGAGACGAUCCGGCUAAAGACAUGGCUAGUUUAUGAAAA